AUGUCUCUGGAAGAUAUUGUGAAGGCAAUGGCUGACAACACUUUGCAUUUUCAGCAAGAGACAAGAAGUGGUCUAAAGAACUUGGAGAACCAAAACUCUAACAAGCUUCCGAGUCAACCAGAGAGAAAUCCAAAGGAGAACGCGAGUGCAAUAUCACUUAGAAGUGGCAAGCAAUUAGAGAUCCCAACGAAAAAGACUGAAGGGCUGGCAGAACACCAAGAGGAACAAGAGACUAUUGUUCCAGAGCAAGAUAAGCAGCCCCCUAAGGUAAGUGAUGUUGUUUCUCCUAAUACUAAUCAGUUUUCUUCUUCUGUUCCAUUUCCUAGCAUGUUAUCAUCUAAGAAUAAGAAGAAAGAUCAUGAAAAGGAGAAAGAGACCCUAGACAUUUUUCGCAAGGUUGAGGUGAACAUACCUCUACUAGAAGCUAUAAGACAAGUGCCGCGGUAUGCAAAGUUCUUGAAGGAGUUGUGCACUAACAAGAGGAGAUUGAGUGGAGAUGAAAAAGUCAGUGUAAGUGAGAAUGUGUCUGCUUUUUUACAGAGGAAAGUUCCUCCAAAGUGCAAGGAUCCAACUCGGAACUUAGGACCUUUGAAAGACACUCGAGUGAUUAUUCAGCUUGCCGACCGUUCUAAUACAUACCCUGUAGGAGUAGUUGAGGAUGUCUUAGUGCAAGUGAAUGAAUUGGUAUUUCCUGCUGACUUUUAUGUUUUAGAUAUGCCAAAUGAUGAAUCCCCUAGUGCAACACCUAUCUUAUUAGGAAGACCUUUUCUGAAAACAUCCAGAACUAAAAUUGAUGUUCACAGUGGGGUGUUAACCAUGGAAUUUGAAAGGGAGGUUAUCCGGUUUAAUUUAUUUGAUGCCAUGAGAUACCCCUCUGAUUGUGAAUCUGUUUCUAGUAUAGAUGUCAUUGAUGCACUAAUUGAGCAAGUAUUUUGUCUCUCUGGUCAUGAUGGGUUAGAUGUUGUUUUGACUAAACCUGUGGAAAAAGAGAAAUAUACUACUUGCGGGAACAUUUUGAGCUUGAAGACGAGAUCAAGGAAGCUUUCUCUUCCUUGGAAGUGCUUCCAAAUAAGCAAGGAAGGUAUGCAGAUCGCCCCUAAAGUGGAACUAAAGCCACUGCCAGACCAUCUCAAGUAUGCAUUUUUGGGAGAAAAUGACACUCUGCCAGUCAUAAUUGCGAGUAAUCUAACUUCGACUCAAGAGCAAAAGCCGGUGCAAGUUCUCAAGGAGCAUAAAACAAAUCUAGGGUGGACGAUUGCUGAUAUAAGAGGAAUUAGACCCUCUAUGUGUCAACAUAGAAUCUUAUUAGAAGAGGGAGCUAAACCUGUGAGACAAGUGCAGUGA
Molecule: messenger RNA, 1344 nt
Organism: Chenopodium quinoa (quinoa)
Lineage: Eukaryota; Viridiplantae; Streptophyta; Magnoliopsida; Caryophyllales; Amaranthaceae
Exons: 4
Coding region: 1-1344 (447 amino acids)
Source: RefSeq, a predicted model, not a curated record